Messenger RNA from Temnothorax curvispinosus, 514 nucleotides. Its product is annotated as voltage-gated potassium channel subunit beta-2-like. Gene Ontology annotation, molecular function: transmembrane transporter binding; potassium channel regulator activity. The record is from RefSeq and is a predicted model, not a curated record. The transcript has 2 exons. The coding region runs from base 206 to 514 and encodes 102 amino acids. Gene Ontology annotation, biological process: regulation of potassium ion transmembrane transport. Gene Ontology annotation, cellular component: voltage-gated potassium channel complex. NCBI's taxonomy places the organism in Eukaryota, Metazoa, Arthropoda, Insecta, Hymenoptera, Formicidae.
GCUCUGUCGAGUGGCUGACAUUGCGGAGGGAAUGGGCAGCGCACAUACGGGACCAGCAAUUGCCAAGAAAAAGAACAAGGGAGGCGAUCGCGCCGAGCUUCGACGCGUGGUUGGACAGGGGCACGGACUACCUGACAUUUAGGAUGACCCAGCUACUGACUGGCCACGGUUGCUUUGGAUCAUUCCCAGUUUGCCUGCCUAGGAGAUGGACGACUCGAGUACACCGACGAGAGGGCCGGGCAACGAAACGGAGUACGCAUGGAAAGACAAAUCUGCAGACAAGGAGACUCGGAAAUACUCGAACAAAUUGCGGGACGUAUACGCUCUUGCCGAAAGACUGAAUGGCUCUUUCGGGCAAUUGGCCAUCGCGUGGUCUUUAAAGAAUAAAAGUGUUCAGUGCCUUCUGCUCGGUGCAUACAAUAUAGAUCAAUUGUAUGAGAGUCUCCAAAGCUUACAGGUAACGAUCAAGCUGUGUGUCUCUUGCGAAAGGUUGUUUGCCCCAUGCUAUAUUUGA